UUACAUUUGGGAUUUUGUGAUGAAUGCCUAAUGAGCACGUUGAUUAGGCAGGCAGAACUCUUCAGGCUGUUGUAAAUGUAGCUGAAGGAAGCGUGGCUGAUAAGACACGGAAUAACUGCUCUCGUAAAGCUUUCGUUUGGCACUGCAGUAUUUAAAAUCCAGAAAGAUAAUGGAGAGGAAACGGGACAGUAAAACGAAAAGGGAACUGUCCUACUUAGCUACUUUAAACGACAGAAACAUAACCCUGGUGUCUAUUCGCAAGCAGCAGGCAGCUCAUGAUGUGCCUGAACUACUGAUUAUUGGUGAAAAGUCCAAGAUGGGAUCUCCGGUAAAAGCAAGCAGUAACUUGCAGAAAGAAGAGAAACUUUUGCAGAGUUACUCCAUGGGAAUGCCAGAAGUCAAUACAGUUGAAAGACAGGCUUUGUCAAACAUCGAUUCUCCUCCUGACUGUGAGCUGGAGCCUACAAUGAAACAUAAUUUUGCUUUUGACAACAUGGGCUACGAGGAGAGCUUUGAAACCACACCCUGUUCGUCUUCCCAAGAACGUAUCGUGACAGUCAACAUUGUGGGAAUGACUUGCCAAUCAUGUGUGCAGGCAAUAGAAGGCCAAAUUUCCAAGGUGAAGGGCAUUGUAAGUAUUAAAGUCUCCCGUGAACAGAACAAUGCUGUUAUCAAGUAUCUGCAGUCGGAAAUAAGUCCGGACCAAAUUUGCCUGGAAAUUCAGGAUAUGGGCUUUGAUGCCAACAUAGCAGAAGAGAAAUUGACAACAGUGACCAAAAAUCUGUCGAGCUUGAAAGAAGCAGUAGUUAAGCUUCGGGUAGAAGGCAUGACAUGCCAGUCCUGUGUCACCAGCAUUGAAGGAAAGAUUAGGAAACUGCAUGGUGUAGCCAAAAUCAAGGUGUCACUUGAUAACCAGGAAGCAGUUAUUGCUUACUAUCCUUAUAUCAUUCAGCCUGAUGACCUCAAGAGACACAUCAAUAACUUGGGGUAUGACUGCACAAUUAAAAGUAAAUCAGCCCCUUUGAAGCUGGGUGUCCUUGACCUCCAGCGCUUGCAGAAUGCAAACCCCAAGGAGACAUCAGCAAGUUUUGAAGGUGAUGGGUUGGAUCCACUGGUUGCUGAGAUGAGUAGCACGGCUACAGUGACUGUACGGAUAGAAGGCAUGCACUGCAAGUCCUGUGUCAGAAACAUUGAAGGAAAUAUAUCAGCUCUUCCUGGAAUAAAAAGUAUUGAAGUGUCUUUGGAGCAAAAAUGUGCUGUGGUAGAGUAUAGCCCAAAUUUAAUUACUCUGUCAGCCCUCCAGCAAGCUAUUGAAUCCCUUCCACCUGGAAACUUUAAAGUAUGCCUCCUUAAUGGUUCAGAAGCAAAUAAAGGAGCAUCUCCAUCACCUGCUUUCACAGGGGAUCUCAUCAAACAGCCGCUGCAAGACCUGACAUGCACAGCUGUUAUUAAGAUUAAUGGCAUGAUCUGCAAUUCUUGUGUACAGUCCAUAGAAGGGACAAUAUCAGAGAGACAAGGAGUGCGACAGGUAGCAGUUUCUUUAGCUGGAGGUACUGGAACCAUACAUUAUGAUCCAGCUGUCACUGACAGUGAAGAGUUAAGAGCUGCCAUAGAAGAAAUGGGAUUUGAUGCUUUGGUGCUGACAGAUACCACCACUGCAGAAUGUAGGCAACAGCAUGAUGCCAGCAAAGCUGCUGUGCAGCCUCGAGCUCCAGAGACUCCUCACCAAGGCUGUGUCUUGGAUGCUCUUCCGGACAGUCCUCACCUUGAUGGGUCAAACCAGCUCAGUGGAGCAACAACUGAAAAGUGCUUUUUGCAAAUCACAGGCAUGACCUGUGCAUCGUGUGUGUCUACCAUUGAAAGAAAUCUGCAGAAAGAAAAUGGAAUUGUUUCCGUGUUGGUAGCACUGAUGGCAGGUAAAGCAGAGAUAAAAUACAAACCAGAAUUCAUACAGCCUCUUGAAAUAGCACAGCUGAUCCAGAAUUUGGGUUUUGAAGCUACCGUCAUAGAAGAUCAUGCAGAAACAGAAGGGCAUGUGGAGCUUCUAGUUACAGGGAUGACUUGUGCUUCUUGUGUUCACAAUAUUGAAUCCAAACUCGUGAGAACAAAUGGCAUAUUUUACGCCUCAGUUGCACUUGCAACUUGCAAAGCUCACAUCCAGUUUGAUCCUGAAAUUAUUGGACCUCGAGAUAUUAUACAAAUAAUCAAGGAAAUUGGCUUUCAUGCUUCUGUGGCUAGAAGAGAUCCAAAUGCACAUAACCUGGAUCAUAAAAAGGAAAUACAGCAGUGGAAGAAAUCUUUCUUAUGCAGCCUACUGUUUGGUAUUCCUGUCUUAAUAAUAAUGAUUUAUAUGCAAAUACCCAAUGGUGAGCACCAUGGGUCUAUGGUGCUGGAACGGAACCUCAUUCCUGGAUUAUCUAUUUUGAAUCUUCUCUUCUUUAUCCUGUGCACUUUUGUUCAGUUUCUUGGUGGAUGGUAUUUUUACGUACAAGCUUACAAAUCGCUGAAGCACAGGAUGGCCAAUAUGGACGUGCUCAUCGUACUGGCCACGACGAUUGCUUAUGUGUAUUCCUGUGUGAUCCUGAUAGUGGCGAUAAUUGAAAAGGCAGAGGAAAGCCCUGUCACUUUCUUUGACACUCCUCCGAUGUUGUUUGUGUUCAUUGCACUUGGCAGAUGGCUGGAACACAUAGCAAAGAGUAAGACCUCGGAAGCUCUUGCUAAACUUAUGUCUCUUCAAGCCACAGAAGCCACUGUGGUGACUCUUGGACCUGACCACUCUAUUGUCAGGGAGGAACAGGUAGCUGUUGAACUGGUUCAAAGGGGUGAUAUCAUAAAAGUUGUUCCUGGUGGAAAGUUCCCAGUGGAUGGAAAGGUCAUUGAAGGCAGUUCUAUGGCAGAUGAGUCUCUCAUUACUGGGGAACCUAUGCCAGUCACUAAAAAGCCUGGGAGCACAGUGAUUGCUGGUUCUAUAAAUGCACAUGGCUCAGUUCUUAUUAAUGCUACCCAUGUUGGUAGUGAUACUACUCUGGCACAGAUUGUGAAAUUGGUGGAAGAAGCUCAAAUGUCAAAGGCACCCAUCCAGCAACUGGCAGAUAAGUUUAGUGGAUACUUUGUUCCAUUUAUCAUCAUCAUUUCAACAGUGACAUUGAUAGUAUGGAUCACAAUUGGUUUUAUAAAUGUUGAUGUUAUUAAAAAAUAUUUUCCUAAUCAGAGCAAACACAUUUCAAAAGCUGAACUAAUACUUAGGUUUGCAUUUCAAACCUCAAUCACUGUGCUGAGCAUUGCAUGCCCUUGCUCUUUAGGCCUGGCUACCCCCACAGCUGUAAUGGUGGGCACAGGAGUGGCUGCACAGAACGGUAUUCUCAUCAAAGGUGGAAAACCCCUCGAAAUGGCACACAAGAUCAAAACUGUGAUGUUUGAUAAAACUGGGACCAUCACCUACGGAGUUCCUAAAGUCAUGAGGGUGCUUUUGUUGGGAGACACAGCUGUGCUCUCCCUGAAGAAGGUACUGGCAGUUAUUGGCACUGCAGAAGCCAGCAGUGAGCAUCCUUUAGGAGUGGCAGUCACUAAAUAUUGCAAAGAGGAGCUUGGCACUCAGAGCCUGGGAUACUGCACCGACUUCCAGGCAGUCCCAGGCUGUGGUAUCAGCUGCAAAGUCGGAGGAGUUGAGGCCAUCCUCGGCACAGCCAAUGAGGGUCCCGAUAAUCUGGAUGCUAACCCAAGUGGGGACAGCAGGGCUCCUCUGGGAGAUGACACGGUGAUCACGCUCUUGGAAUCACAUGGUCCAUCACUGUCUCAUACAUACUCAGUGUUGAUUGGAAAUCGUGAGUGGAUGCGACGCAAUGGCUUGACUAUUGCAAAUGAUGUGAAUGAUGCAAUGACAGACCACGAAACGAAAGGACAGACUGCCAUACUAGUGGCUAUAGAUGGUGUGUUGUGUGGAAUGAUUGCAAUAGCAGACACUGUCAAGCAGGAGGCAGCCCUUGCCGUGCACACGCUGAAAAGCAUGGGAAUAGAUGUGGUGCUGAUAACAGGGGACAACAGAAAAACUGCCAAAGCCAUUGCUACUCAGGUUGGGAUCAAAAAAGUCUUUGCUGAGGUUCUUCCUUCUCAUAAGGUUGCCAAGGUCCAGGAACUCCAAAAUGGGAAGAGGAAGGUUGCAAUGGUUGGUGAUGGAGUCAAUGAUUCCCCUGCAUUAGCCAGGGCUGACGUUGGAAUUGCAAUUGGAACAGGCACCGAUGUUGCCAUUGAAGCAGCAGAUGUUGUUCUUAUCCGAAACGACUUGCUGGAUGUAGUUGCCAGUAUUCAUUUAUCAAAGAGAACAGUUCGAAGAAUACGAAUAAAUCUAAUUCUUGCCUUAAUUUAUAAUCUGCUCGGAAUACCCAUAGCAGCAGGUGUGUUCAUGCCUGUUGGCCUUGUGCUUGAGCCUUGGAUGGGAUCAGCUGCAAUGGCAGCUUCUUCUGUGUCUGUCCUGCUGUCUUCCCUGCAGCUGAAAUGUUACAAGAAGCCAGACACAGAAAGUUAUGAAGCUCGAGCUCAAGGCCAUAUGAAACCACUCACUCCUUCUCAAAUCAGUGUUCAUAUUGGAAUGGAUGAUAGGAGAAGGGAUUCUUCCAGACCGGCUCCUUGGGACCAGAUUAGCCAAGUGUCUCUCUCUUCCUUGGCUUCAGACAAGCUGCCGAGACGUAAUGGUUUUGUUGAGGAGGAAGGGGGAAAGUGGUCACUGCUCAUGAAUGGAGGAGAUGAGGAACAGUACAUCUGAAGCCGUGUAUUCUUAAUAUAGACAAAUGUUUCUCUUCACCAGUGACGGGAGGGACUGACUUGUUUCAUCAGGAGCUUCAAGGUUGUAAGUGAAGUUACUCCUUCAGCUCAUAUGACAAUUGCAGCCCAGCUCAGUGUUGGGUUGUACAGAUUGUGGAUUUUUUUUCAGGACACCAGUUAUUUCUAGUUAUGGAAAUAAUCUGUGGCUCUAUAAUGAACUGGCUUCUUUGCACACAGCAUUAGUGAAAUAAUGUAAAGUGGUAAUUUUCAGAGUCUAAAAGAGUUUCUUUGUGACUCUUUGCUAGGCACCAAAUUUCAUACUUUUCACUCUUUCUAACUUUAUUCUUUCAGGAGCACAUGAAGCAGAAGUAUUUUCAGAGCUGCCAAAUAUUAAUGUGUUUCUAAGUGAAAUUAGCAAUGGCAUAAGGAGCUCUGUGGUCUGAAGUUGAAUUUUUGCACAGAAUCCUAACUAGUCGUGUCACUGUGAGAACACUUUGUAUUUAGGAUUCAUGUACAUCUUCUUGGACCAAAAAUGCUUCGUUAUUUCACUGGCUAUAACUCUCUGAAGGGUCUGUUUCAAAGAUUUUCACUUGGUUUUGGGUUUUCCAUCCUUUUGAUGCACAUUUCCAUUGCUGAACUUGUUCUGUGAUUCCCAUUGCUCUCCUAGAUUUUCUCUUUUGCUCCGUAUGAGCCCUUUUUUCUCCUUCCCUUGCACAAGAUAUCUUCUGUAGUUACUAUUAUGUAUGCAGGUAUUCCUGUUUGGUACAAUCUCCUUUAAAGGUCACCAGGAAUUUUUCCAUUCCUACUGAAGUCCACAAAGGCAGAAAAAUUCCUGGUCCAAGUUAUCCAAGAUACUUCCAGGACCCCAGGAAGCUCCUGACAGUUGGGCAGUUAUCUGUCCCUUUCCUCUAACGGACUGAAGAAUUUAUACCAGUGAGAGCAAAAUUGGUAUUUACCGUGGUAUGACUGAGAACAGAACUAUCACUGGGGGGACUCCAGCACAGCAGAACAGAGUGAAUUUAUUGCAUAAGUUAACCCCAGCUUGCUGGUUGCUUAAAACGGAGUCCAAAGUUUAAAUGAUAAACGUGGAAAAAUGGCCUUAAAAUGUGGGGCUUCUGUUUGCUAUCAUAUGUAAAUAAAUGACAGGAGGACUUGAACUAAGAAGAUUUGUAAUAGCAAAUGUAAAUUUGUAUUCAUGUUUUGAAUUGGUUUUAGUUUCCUUCUUUGUUCUAUUUUAUUGAGAAAUCAUGGUGCUAAACAACCCUUUUUUUCACCGUAACAUCUUUUUCCAAAGCUUGCAGUAACUUUAUCCCCUUUAAUGUCAAAUUCAUCCCUUAACACUUUUUAGAGUCAAGACAGUAGGAAUCAAUGGCUUUGGUGCACUGGAUCCAGUCCCAGAGUGCUGUGUUGUCCAACUGUGGGACACUGAUGUAAGCAGACCAGAGUUUUAUAAUCUAAAAUAAAAACUGAAAGAAGAGGAAAUGUUAUGCUAAACUGUGUGAAAUAACCACUUACUUUCAUUGCCUUAAAUAUAAAGCUGUUUCCAAUGUGGGUUCAAAUCCUGCUUCUUCUAAUGUAAUAAUGAAAAACGAGUAAGAGAGGAAAAGAAUUGUGCUUAAAACAUUGGCCUAGGUUUUAAGGACAGUCUUCCUACUCUGUCUUCCUCUUAUUACUGUAUUUGAGCUCUCCUUAGCAAACACUGAUGGCACUGUCUUAUAUAUGAUUAUAAAUCAGUUUUAAAACUCUCUAUAAAUAGAGAUUACUUUCACAGCACACACACUUUUCAGAUAUGCCAUAGGUGCUUAUACAUUUCCCUGUGGGAAAGAGGGUCUGCUGUUUCAUUGCUCUAUGCUUUCUUACCAGUCCUUGUGGUAAAAAUAUGGUUUGUUUUUUUUAAACAAAGAAACAAAUAAAUAACUUUGCGUCUUUGUUAUUCUUUUUCUUUGUUGUCUUUUUUCCUUUUCCUUUCUCUUUUCCUUUUUUUUUUUGAGAGGUACAGAAUAGAAAAAGAGCAUAAGCAGGGAUUGUUGGAUUACAGGCUACAUAUGCACAAGGUUUUAUGACUGUUUUGUGAUCUGUUUCAGGCAGGACAUAUAGGGGGGGAAAAAGAGACAGUAUUGUAUGUGUUGAGACAGGUGAGGUUUCAAGCAUGUUGAAGGGUGGAAAUAGGAUUCAAAAUUAUCUUGGGAAAUUGGACAGAACUGGAAAACUUUGCAAAUAAGAAAGAAAGGAAUUAAAGUUUAGCCCAGCAGAAAAAGGUCAGGUAGUUGUCUGGCAUUCGUUUUGUGACCUGUUCUAACAACAUAGCCAUGCUGCAAAAUUAAUAGAAACAUUGAGAUGUUUAUAUCAUCCAUAUGACAUAAAGCACCUCAUUCUGUUCUGUUCUGAAGAAGCACCAGCUGUAAUAUCAGGUCUAGUUUUAUAUGCCAUGCUUGUUAGGAGAACAGGUCAGAGAAAAGCAAUGAGAUUUAACAAAAAUCUAGAAAACAUGAGAACAUAAGUAUAUGAGAAUGAGAAUUAUAAGAAGAUGGAAGGAGUUGGAGUAGGUUUGCCUGCAGAAUACUCAAAGUAAAUACAAGUCUCAAAAAUGAAGAGAAUGAUUUAUUUCUUUCACCUCUUCAGUGUCUUGUAUGUUGGUGGUGGCUAGAACAAGGAACAAUAGGCUUAUUGAAUCAAAAAAGAUCUAGAUUAGUCACUAGGGAGGAACCGUGUAACAGAAAAGAUUGUGGAGGACUGGAAGACAUUGCAGAGGGGAGUUCUUUGGAUGUGCAUGGCAAUCAUGCACGUAUCUGAUGAAAAUGUGUUAGCUACAGGUGAAUCCUGCCUUGGGGCAGGCAGUUGCUCUGGACGAGCUCCUAACCUUGUCCCCAGCUGGGCUUUCUCUUAUUUCUGUGAAUGUUUGAUGAACUGGAAAAUUGUUGGAGUAGAGGAUUGAUCACACUAUCCUGCUCUCAAGAAGUGCCAAAGAACUGGAAGAAAGAUUAUGUUUGACUUGUUUAAUAACUUUAAAUGAACUGGAAAAUAUGUUAAGGGUUGCUAAUUAUAUUUGUGUAAUGUCUUAGGCUGUAAACUGCUGUGAAACUUGCAUAAAUCUUAGAAUCAAAGUGGUUUUGGUUGAAAGGAUCCUUUUAGUUCAUCUAGUGCAACCCUCCUGCCAUGAACAGGGAGACCUUCCACUAGAGUGGGUUGCUCAGAGCCUCAUCCAACCUGGCCUUGAACACUUCCAUGGAUGGGGUAUCCACAGCUUCUCUGAGCAACCUCUGCCAGUGUCUCACCACCUUUACAAAUAAAUAAUAUUUUCAUAAUAUCUAAUCCAAAUCUACCCUCUUUCAAUUUAAAGCCAUUGCUCCUUGUCCUAUCACUACAUGCCCUUGUCCAAAGUCCCUCUCCAGCUCUCUUGUAGCUCCCUUUAGGUACUGGAAGGUGCUAUAAGAUCUCCCUGGAGCCUUCUCUUUCCCAGGCUCUCAGCCUGUCUACAUAAGAGAGGUGUUCUAGCCCUCUGAUCAUUUUUGUGGUCCUCCUCUGCACUUUUUCCAACAGGUCUACCUUUAUCCUUCCUGUGUUGAGAGCUCCAGAUAUAGAUGCAGUAU
Molecule: messenger RNA, 8351 nt
Organism: Myiozetetes cayanensis
Lineage: Eukaryota; Metazoa; Chordata; Aves; Passeriformes; Tyrannidae
Gene: ATP7B
Product: ATPase copper transporting beta
Exons: 21
Coding region: 170-4762 (1530 amino acids)
Biological process (GO): monoatomic cation transport; copper ion homeostasis
Cellular component (GO): membrane; trans-Golgi network; perinuclear region of cytoplasm
Molecular function (GO): ATP binding; copper ion binding; P-type divalent copper transporter activity
Source: RefSeq, a predicted model, not a curated record